UUAUAGAUGUAUAUUUCAACCAUUAAUUCAACUUCAAUUAAUUUCAACAUCAAUGACCAGUCCGAUAUGUUGAAAAUGACGUGUUGGUAUUAAUAAGUGAAAGAUGAUGCAACCCUGUAGAAAUUCUAUCUGAAUUAUUAUGUGCAAAGUCUAGAUAGAUGAUCUGAUGGUCGUAUGAUGUAAGAACAUUGACAUAUGUAGACUCUACUUGAGUCCAGACAAUUAGGUCUGAAGUUAUUGAGUUGGAGUUUGACACUUUCAAAGACCUAGCUGCCAUAAUUUUUAGUCGCCAGUCUCUAGUGACUAGUGCAUGAGAACUGAUCCCAAGCCAAGGCAGAACAGAUUGGAAAGGAACUCAGAAAAUAAAAAUGGCAGAAUCUGUAAAGGGCAAUGACUUGAUCGAUGAAAAGACAGCUAGAUCAUGGGAGAGUGAACAAAGAAAGCUAAAGGAGGAGCUCGUAGACCAUGAUACAGAAACCUGGCAGUCUGAUGGACCUCCUUUCUCUGACCUUCAUUACAUUGGAGGAGUGGAUAUCUCCUUUGUGAAAACAAGUACCAGUCUUGCUUGCGUCUCUCUCAUUGUGUGCAGUUUUCCUGAUCUUGAGGUGGUGUAUGAAGACUGCCAGACUAUUCACAUGACCCAGCCAUACAUCUCAGGUUUCUUAGCUUUCAGAGAAGUGCCUUUCUUCAUGGAACGCCUUGAUAGGUUACGUGACACCAAGCCUGAACUCCUUCCUCAGAUAAUUUUUGUGGAUGGAAACGGCAUACUACAUCCAAGAGGUUUUGGUACAGCCUGUCAUCUUGGUGUGCUUUCAGGGAUUCCUACCGUAGGAAUAGCAAAGAAACUCACUCAAAUCGACAACAUACAGAAAGAUGAAGAACAUGCACAUAAGGUUUCUGUGUUGAGAGGAGGAGAGUCUUUUGAUCUGAUUGGGGAGUCGGGUAAAACAUGGGGCAAGGCUCUGCGGAGUUGUGAGAAGACCAUCAACCCCAUCUAUGUAUCUGUAGGCCAUCGCAUCUCAGUGGAGACUGCCAUCAUCUUGGUACAAGUAUGCUGUCAGUAUCGCAUUCCUGAACCCGUUAGACAGGCUGAUAUGCGGUCUAGAGAAUACCUUCGACAGACAUUUCCUGAACAUUACCCUGCUUCUAGCUCUGGUGGCAAGAAAGCAGCUCAAAAGCAUCGCAAGAAAGACCCUGAUGGUGCAUUGGGAAAGACAGAAGGUCAGAAGAGAAUGGAAGAAAGCUGUGAUGGAGAAGAUGAUGAAGAACUAAGAAAAGAAAAUAAUGAUAUCGAGCCUGUGAAGCUACAGGGAGAUGGAGACAGAAGAUCUACUGAAUCAGGCAGUCCUUCUAGUUGAUAUAUUCCAUGAGAACUAACAAUAUAAAAGAGUCAAUUAGAGUAAGAAUAUUUUGAUAUCUGAAUAUAUAUUUUUGUACUUGACAUUUUUCGUCUUGCCUGCAUUCCUUAUCUUUGUAAUUAUUUUCUUUAUAAUGAGAAAGGAUAAAUUGAAAAUUUGAAGUUGUACCCUGUUUUUACAUUCAUAUAUCUUGAUACUUUUUCUUAUAUAAAAAUGUGGCCUGCUAUUUAUGGUCAUCAUUCUUGUUUCAUCUAUGUCAAGUUUUAAAAAAAGGUAGUAGUUUAUGAAAACUGAUAGUCUAUAUAAAGUUGGUUGAGUUCUCAAAAUCGUGGUUCUCUAAUUUGUUAGCAUUUUGAGUAUCUCAAUAAGUGGAACAUUUUCCCAACAGUCCUGUCUUAGAUUUGAUAUAUGUGAUACUUUGAUUGGAUUGUAACCACGUUCUGCUCAGUAGUGCCCACACCCGUGUAUUCUAUAAAACGUAUCAUACAGAAAUGAAAUCCCUGUCGUUUUCCUUCAUUGCUCACUGUUGAACUUCUCAAACACAAAUGUCUUUUAAUAUUGUGCAAUUUUACCUACAUUUUAGCAGAUAAAAACAGUUUUAUAUAGUAUAAUUAGAGUUGAUUUUAUUUUUGUAUAAACAUUGAUACAUGUAGGCUUAUAUAUCUAACCAAACCAUUGAUGUCUUUGAUAAUAUGCUGAAAUUUAUUGUACCAAGUUUAAUUAUUAUAGAAAAUAUUGAUUUGUGCCUUCUCCCUGAUCUCUUGAGGAGAAUACCUCAUCAGUUUAUAUUAUCAUGCUCCCCCCCCCUUACUACUUUCUUCCUCUUCAUGAUGAAAGGUUCACAUAAUGUGCAAAAACAUGUAACUAUAAUUCUGAUUGUUAUAUAUGUAAGAUUUUGUCUAGUGGAUACGUCACUGGAAUGUGAAUCACAUCGUUGGAGUUACGCCGCGGCAUUAAUGUUCCUUGGUAAGACAUUAAUCUACUUUUGCCACUCUUCACCCAGGUGAUGUAAAUGGGUACAUGAUAGGAAGAAAUACCUUGAAUGCCAGAGCAUCUUAUCAGGGUUGCUCAGCUAAAGCCCGGGUAAUAAUAGUACAGCGCAUAGAAACAUUAGUAUUAAGCGCUAUGUAAAUGUUGCUCGUUACCAAUAUCAUAAUGUCUUUGCAAUGACUCUCACUCUUUCAUUAAAUUUAAUACUGAAGGGUAUUCAUAACAAUCAAAUUUUACUGGAUACUUAAUAUUAUUGAUAACUUUCGGCCAGUGUUAUAUGAAAAUGUUCUGUUAAAGACAUGUUUGUAAGUACCUGUAUCUAUAUCCCAAGUGAUUUACUUACAUUUAUACUUCUUUUACCUAUUUCCUUUAUGUUUCAAUAAUAAAUAUCAUAUUUCCAAUAAUACACUUUAACUGUGAUCCUAAUUUUUCAUAAAACUCAAAAGGUUACACUUGUAUGGAUGAGUUUGAUAAUAUCUGUAACUGAAAUAAUACGUAAAGAAUGGA
Molecule: messenger RNA, 2855 nt
Organism: Strongylocentrotus purpuratus (purple sea urchin)
Lineage: Eukaryota; Metazoa; Echinodermata; Echinoidea; Camarodonta; Strongylocentrotidae
Gene: endov
Product: endonuclease V
Exons: 9
Coding region: 369-1358 (329 amino acids)
Biological process (GO): DNA repair
Cellular component (GO): cytoplasm; nucleolus
Molecular function (GO): RNA endonuclease activity producing 5'-phosphomonoesters, hydrolytic mechanism; single-stranded RNA binding
Source: RefSeq, a predicted model, not a curated record